AUGUGGCGAUUUCUGCAAGCCGAGUCCAGUGAUGCCGAAGAGUACACAAGCUCUGGGCAAUUUGACCCCGCCGUCUUCUGGGGUGUGAUUGCGUUUAUCGUGACGCUCUUGACAUGUGCCUGUGUCUGGUGUUGUUGGUUUGGGGGCAAGGACAGUUUCGUGUAUUGGGUCUCGGGAGAAGGACGAGUUGCCUCCGAUUUGGAAUACCAAUCGACCUUGCGACAACGACAUGAACGCCGCAUGGCAGCACGAAGAAGUACUCCCACGAAGCGCACCUUUCGCCUUAAGAGAAGCUUUGUGCGCAAUAAGGUGCAAAUGGUGGUUCAAGACGGCGAUAUCGUGCAAGGGGAUGACAUGGAUAUUACAGCUGUCAGCUCUAGUAGCUCCAGUGAGGAACCCAUGAUGGCGUCGCCUCCUGACGUGGAGAGUGGAUUGGCCACUUCGGAUGAUGCUCCAGUAGCGGGAGAGGAUGCUACCCCUUCCAAGGACCAAAGCGACGAGGACACGGUGGCAACCGACCAAGAUGGCCACGAGGAUGCAAUUGCAUCGGAGGAAACAGCCACCGAGGAAGCAAACCUGCAAGCCAUGGAAGAAGGACAACCUGAAGAGUCUGCUGCCAAUCCAGAGGAAGAAACCAUUACUACAGGCAUGGCGCAGGUCGACACUGGCGUGGCCACCACCAUUACGAUGGAUGGAGGACCGGACUUGGCCGAACACGGAUAUUUGGUGCUUCGACCUGGCAACUGCAAACAUCCACCCCAACACAAUGCCCGCAUGGUACCCAACUGCUGUGCCAUUUGUCUCUGCGAUUACGAAAAAGGAGACACGGUCGUAUGGUCCUGUCACAAGGAAUGCAAACACGCCUUUCAUCAAGAAUGCAUCCUCGAAUGGCUACUCAAAAUUCAAGACGGCGGAACACCCUGUCCUUGCUGUCGACAAGAAUUCACUGACUGGGAAACCAUGAGACAAGAACGCAAGAUCAAGUGGGCUGCCGGACAUACCUUUAAUGCCUCCUCGGUGCGAUUCACCUAG
Molecule: messenger RNA, 1032 nt
Organism: Seminavis robusta
Lineage: Eukaryota; Bacillariophyta; Bacillariophyceae; Naviculales; Naviculaceae
Source: the annotation of a GenBank genome assembly